Molecule: messenger RNA, 2632 nt
Organism: Setaria italica (foxtail millet)
Lineage: Eukaryota; Viridiplantae; Streptophyta; Magnoliopsida; Poales; Poaceae
Exons: 11
Coding region: 408-2357 (649 amino acids)
Source: RefSeq, a predicted model, not a curated record
UUCCCUCGGCUCCUUCGUCCGUCCGGCCCCCCACGCCGGCAGCGCAGUUACUCCCCCUCCCUCGCCAUCCAUCCAUCCGCCUCCGCACUCCGCGCCAAACCCACACUCUCCCAGUCUCCCAGCCGUGCGCUGCGCAGUGCAUGCCCCCGCGUCGCCAGUGCAGCCCACUGCGAAAACCGGGCAGAAGCAUUACCGCCACGCCGUAUUUAAUCGUCGGCGACGCACGCGGCCCUGCGCGCAGGAUGCUCUUUGCCUGCCCCUGCCCGCUGCUGUUCACCGCUGCUCGUAUAACGCGCGGUCAGCAGCAUCUGGAUCGAUGCGUUGAUUGCGUGCGAUGAUGUGGUUGUGGCUACCUAGGUGGCAACAGUGAUACUAGCUUGCGGCUAGGCACGCCGGCGCCGGGAUCCAUGACAGGUCAGGAAGAAACGAUGGAGCAGGCGGGAGGGGUGGUGACCGAAGGGCAAGAACCGACCGACGACAACGACGACGCCAAGAACGGCGAAGUGGAGGCCGCGGUCUCGCCGGCGUGUGCGCCUAAGGCCGCCGCCGCCAUGCCCCCUUCCUUGCCGCGCCACCGGCGGUCCAAGAGUGCAUCUUCUGACAGGAACGCGGAGGCGUGCAAGCAUGGACCACCGCAUGGGCAUGGCGCCGUCGAGCAACGCUGCGGCCAAGCACCGUCUGCCAUCUCUCCCUGCUCGUCCAAGAACCCGACGGACGCGAGGAGGUCUUGCGCGACCACCGCCGGAGGCUCGGUUCACCAGGCGCCGCGAGAUCACAGGCCCAACGCGUCGCCGAACCACCGCGUGUCGCUGGAGAAUGAUGUUAGGCAGCUGCAGCUGAAUUUGCAUCAGGAGAGGUCCAUGAGGGUCAUGCUUGAUCGGGCGAUUGGCCGGGCAUCAAGCACUCUAUCUCCUGGCCAUAGGCAUUUCCCAGCCCAGACAAAGGAACUGAUAGCAGAGAUUGAAUUGCUCGAGGAGGAAAUCGCCAACCGUGAGCAGCACGUUCUUACUCUCUACAGAAGCAUCUUUGAUCAGUGCAUGUCCGGGCCAUCGUCGGGGCAGAGCUCUGGUAUUUCGUCCCCCGCACACACCAAGAAUAUCACUACUAGAACUGCUAGAAGGCAGCCAAGCAUAAUAUCAAGUGCAUUUUGCUCAUCCAAGAAGCUCCCACUACAGCCUUUCCACAUCAUGGAGUCGCUGUCCGAGUCGGGAAGAACCAAGAAUAUGCUCAAGGCCAAGAUCAAGCAUCAAUCUUUCUCAAGCGAAACAUUGGAUAUCCAUCCUAUAUCGUUCCCACCAGAUCCGAAAAAGCUACCUUAUUCGGGGAGUAGUUCUCUGGCUCGCACUCUGAAAGAUCACCUUUAUCAAUGCCCAAGCAAAAUAUCAGAAGAAAUGGUCAGAUGUAUGGCCUCCAUAUACUAUCUUCUGCGCACCGAAGCACCAGAAAAGCCUGAAAAGGCCCGUUCACCAUUCUUGUCAAGAUCAUCGACGAAUGUCAUACUUCCUCGGAGAGUGAACGGGGAGGAAAAUAGUUCAUCAAACAACAAAUGUACUGUGGAAAUAGCUUCCAUAUCAGUUGACAAGAACCAGAUGCCAGAUGUUUCUUAUGCGAUUACUCACUACAGGUUGCUUGUGGAGCAGCUUGAAAGGGUUGAUCUGAGCAUGUCAGAUUACAGUAUUAAAUUGGCCUUCUGGAUUAAUGUGUACAAUUCUCUUAUCAUGCAUGCGUAUCUGGCAUACGGAAUUCCAAACAGCUCGCUGAAAAGAAUGGCGCUAUUUCACAAGGCUGCCUACAAUAUUGGAGGUCAUGCCGUUACCGCCAAUUCCAUUGAACACGCCUUGCUGUGCUUCAAAUCUCCACGGAUUGGUCGUUGGUUCGAGUCCAUUCUCUCGACGGCGAUGCGGAAGAAAUGCGCGGACGAGAAGCAGCUGGUCCAGCUCAAGUUCGGCCUGCCGGACUGCCAGCCUCUGGCCCUUUUCGCCCUGUGCACCGGCGCUUCGUCUGACCCCAUGCUGCGGGUGUACACGGCCAAGAACGUGAUGGAGGAGCUGGAGCGCGCCAAGCGGGAGUUCCUGCAGGCCACGGUGGUGGCGCGUAAGUCCAAGAAGAAGGUGUUCCUGCCGCGCCUCGUCGAGCGGUACGCCCGGGAGGCGUGCCUGGGCCCCGACGACGUCCUCCUCUGGGCGCAGCGCGAGGGGGGCGUCGCCGCCGCCGCCGACGGCCGACCGCAGCAGGACGCCGCCCAGCGGGGCGCGGGGAGCCGGCGAAAGGCCGCGCAGGCCGUCGAGUGGCUGCCGUACGCCGCCAGGUUCCGGUACGCCUUCCCCAGGACCAUGGUCGACAAGCCGCACUGCUAGUAGAUUCUUCUUCGCCUCGCGCGGACGCACGCCGUCAGUCGCAUCGCAGGCGGCCAGGCGAUGCCGAUUCAGCAGGAGGAACACACGUUUGGUCGCUGUGAUGCGGCGAUAGCUGAUGGGCGGGUGUAAUUCAUGUAACGUUGAUGCUGCAUUGUUGUGGUUUGGAUCAUUGAAAUGCAAUGAUACGCGUGAACUGGUGCUACCAAGGAUGGGACGAAGGUUGUCUAGUUGUUGUGCCAAAAGUGUACUCCACAGGAGAGGUUGGUUGACCACUG